AAUAUAUUCUAAUAAUAACUCGGUCUUCUCCGAAUGAACCGUCCUUCUCGCUUGCGACUCCCUCUCCGUGUCUGUCGUCUCUCCCCCUCCGUUCCUCCGAGCCCUCGCCAUCUCCGUUUCCAUCUCCGUCUCCAUCUCGUCCUCCAUCAAGAGCUUCAAUGUCUCUCUUCCUUGCAUCUGCCCUCCGUAAGUCAGCAAUCAGAAGCCGUGGGGGCGUCUCCGCGUGGUUCGGCAGCUUCGCGGCAGCCGAGAAGGAGCGUGACCUCGGCGCUCUCGGGAGAGCGGUCGCGGGGGUACUCGCCAUCGGGGGAUCGGCUAUCGGCCUGUGGAUGCUUACUUCGGUCUCGUCGUUCCCCGAUUCCUCCCUCUCCUUCGCCGACUCCAACCUGGAGCGGAGCGAGCCCGAGCACCCGAUAGCAACGGAUGAUGCGAAGAUGGAAAAGAAGUCCAAAUUUCUGUUCGCAGAUUCAUACCGGAGAAGGGUGUUUUUUAAAUAUGAGAAACGGAUAAGGUUGCGAAGUUCUCCUGAAAAGAUUUUUGAGUAUUUUGCAUCAUCUAAGAACCCAGAAGGAGAAGUAUGCAUGACACCUGCAGAUUUGAUGAGAGCAGUUGUUCCUGUUUUUCCUCCAUCAGAUUCCGAUAUUGUUAGAGACGGAUAUUUGAGAGGGGAACAUGAUCCUGGAGAAUUGCGUUGUGCUCCAUCUACGUUCUUUAUGCUUUUUGACACUAACAACGAUGGACUCAUAUCCUUCCCAGAAUAUAUAUUCUUUGUGACCUUGCUUAGCAUUCCUGAAUCAAGCUUCAGUGUGGCCUUUAAAAUGUUUGAUCUUGACAACAACGGAGAGAUAGAAAGAGAAGAGUUCAAGAAAGUGAUGGGAUUAAUGCGUUCUUAUAACAGACAAGGGGCUUCUCAUAAUAAUGGACUACGCAUUGGUCUAAAAGUUGGUGGCUCUAUUGAGAAUGGAGGUCUGGUUGAGUACUUUUUUGGCAAAGAUGGGAAAGGAUGUCUCCAACUUGAUAAGUUUGUUCAAUUUCUUAGGGACUUGCAUGAUGAGAUUGUGCGCUUAGAGUUCUCUCAUUAUGAUUUAAAGUCAAGAGGAACAAUUUCUGCCAAGGAUUUUGCUCUGUCAAUGGUUGCUUCAGCAGACAUGAAUCAUGUAGACAAGUUACUAGAUCGAGUGGAUGAAUUGGACGAUAGCCCUUCGCUUAGAGAUUUGCACUUCACCUUUGAAGAAUUCAAAGCUUUUGCAGAAUUGCGUAGAAGAUUGAGACCGUUGACUCUAGCUAUCUUUAGUUAUGGGAAAAUGAAUGGCUUGUUGACAAAGCAGGACUUUAUACGAGCUGCAUCUCAUGUCUGCGGCAUCUCUUUGACGGAAAACAUGGUGGAUGUCAUCUUCCACGUCUUCGACACAAACCGCGAUGGGAACUUGAGCUCAGAGGAGUUCCUGAGGGCCUUGCAGCGACGAGAGAGCGAUGCUUGCCAGCCCAGCGCGCCAGGCGGAGGCAUCAUGGGACUCUUGUCGUGCUGGUUGCAGUGCACAAAGAACUGCGCCAAGCCGCAGGUGUUCAGCUAGAGUGCCUGCAGGCGAGUGGAUGUGGUGUUCGAAGUCGCCAUGUUUUUUGUUGUCAUUGGAAGUUUGCAAUCUCUUGGACGAUUCCUUGCUGUCUUUUCAGCUGCAUAUCGUUGCAUGAUAAAUUUCUUGAUCCCCAUUUGAUGCUCA
This is a messenger RNA of Musa acuminata subsp. malaccensis (wild Malaysian banana), 1721 nucleotides long. RefSeq names its product calcium uptake protein, mitochondrial. Gene Ontology annotation, molecular function: calcium ion binding. Gene Ontology annotation, biological process: mitochondrial calcium ion homeostasis; calcium import into the mitochondrion. Gene Ontology annotation, cellular component: uniplex complex. The record is from RefSeq and is a predicted model, not a curated record. NCBI's taxonomy places the organism in Eukaryota, Viridiplantae, Streptophyta, Magnoliopsida, Zingiberales, Musaceae.